CCGAAGCGCUGUCGGGUCGACCUGGUUGUUGUCGUUCUUCUCCCUCUCCUUUUCUACCUUCUGACGCAGCUGUUAUAGCCGCGUUAUGAAUGCGUCAGCCACCGCGUAAGCAAUGGCCUGUUUCUCCUUCGGUGCGAGCUGUAUGAUCAUCGCCGCGAGAGUAUCGUCUGAUUUAUCGUAUAUAGGGUUUGGACCAUUACCAAACUCGCCGCCAUCUUCAUCGUUGUCUGUCUCGUCGCUGUCCAUCUCGUCGUCGUUGUCGGCCAGUCUGAUUGGUUGGCUUCCUCCAGGGGGGUGGGGCAGGCCCGCCCGCGCAGGAUUUUGCACCUCCGGCUGCGGUCUCUCACGCCAUUCCUGGAGCCAUCGCAGCUAAGCGCGGCAGGUCCCGCGAUGGGAAAACCAUGGUCGGGGAAUAAAGCUUUUCAAGCUCGAUCAAAUUAUGGUGUU
Molecule: messenger RNA, 447 nt
Organism: Parathielavia appendiculata
Lineage: Eukaryota; Fungi; Ascomycota; Sordariomycetes; Sordariales; Chaetomiaceae
Exons: 1
Coding region: 113-373 (86 amino acids)
Source: RefSeq, a predicted model, not a curated record